Messenger RNA from Vitis vinifera (wine grape), 420 nucleotides. RefSeq names its product protein MADS AFFECTING FLOWERING 5. The record is from RefSeq and is a predicted model, not a curated record. The coding region runs from base 1 to 420 and encodes 139 amino acids. NCBI's taxonomy places the organism in Eukaryota, Viridiplantae, Streptophyta, Magnoliopsida, Vitales, Vitaceae. The transcript has 3 exons. Gene Ontology annotation, molecular function: DNA-binding transcription factor activity, RNA polymerase II-specific; protein dimerization activity; RNA polymerase II cis-regulatory region sequence-specific DNA binding. Gene Ontology annotation, biological process: positive regulation of transcription by RNA polymerase II.
AUGGGGAGAAGGAAAAUCGAGAUUAAAAAGAUUGAAUCCAAGGUCCGUUUGAUGGUGACUUUAAGCAAACGGCAAGCUGGAUUGUUCAAGAAAGCCCAACAACUUUCACAACUGUCCGGGGCAACUGUUGUUGUCCUUGUCUUCUCACCCACCGAGAAGCCUUUCACCUCAUCUUCUGGUGGAAACUUUGAUGAGACGAUUGCUUCUUUUUAUGGAGGUCAAGUUCCAGAAUCCACAUCCCAACCUCUGUGGUGGGAAACAGAUUUGAGCUCCCAACCCACCGGGAAGCCUUUCACCUCCUCUUCUGGUGGAAACUUUGAUGAGACGAUUGCUUCUUUUCAUGGAGAGAGUUUCAGAGAACGUAAGAUUGAAGUCGAUUUCAAGGUUUUUGGUAAUCGGUUACUUCCUGUUACAAUAUGA